AUGGUACAGGCUACGAUGCAGUCUUCUAUGUUAGGGGAGAUUGAGACAAGUGUUGAGAUCAAAGCUCCCGCCCAGAAGUACUACCACAUGCUCACUGGAAAACCACAAGAUCUUCCAAAAGCCACUCCUGACAACCUCCAGAGAUGUGAUGUGCUUGAGGGAGCGCCUGGACAAGUUGGCCGUGUUCUCAACUGGAACUAUGUCACUGAUGGAAAGGCAAAGGUGAUGACGGAGAGGAUCGAGGCAAUGGAGCCGGAGAAGAAUCUGAUGGUGGCUAGGGUUAUUGGGGGAGAUCUUAUGAAAGAGUUCAAGAACUUCUUCAUCACUAUUCAAGCGACCCCGAAACAAAGAGGACCUGGAAGUGUGGUUAAGUGUCACCUGAAGUAUGAGAGGAUUGACAAGAAGGUGGCUGAUCCAGAGGACAUACUCGUGAUGUUUGUCAAAGGAUCCAAAGACAUGGAUGAAAUGCUUUCUUCGCAAUUCUAG
Eruca vesicaria subsp. sativa (arugula) is the source of this 486-nucleotide messenger RNA. Lineage: Eukaryota; Viridiplantae; Streptophyta; Magnoliopsida; Brassicales; Brassicaceae. The record is from the annotation of a GenBank genome assembly.